This is a messenger RNA of Metarhizium robertsii ARSEF 23, 1239 nucleotides long. Its product is annotated as Cytochrome P450 CYP5282B3. Bases 1 to 1239 code for a protein of 412 amino acids. Gene Ontology annotation, molecular function: iron ion binding; monooxygenase activity; oxidoreductase activity, acting on paired donors, with incorporation or reduction of molecular oxygen. The record is from RefSeq and is a predicted model, not a curated record. NCBI's taxonomy places the organism in Eukaryota, Fungi, Ascomycota, Sordariomycetes, Hypocreales, Clavicipitaceae. The transcript has 3 exons.
AUGUCAAAAACAAUGCUAUGGAUAGGCUUCAGUCUGGAAGAUAUUGAGCCGAUACCAGCAGUACUAACUGCUUUUACGAUCGCUCUUAUCACACUUGUGAAAAAUGUCAGGGGCUUCUGGAGAGGCGCUGUGGCCAAAUCAAAGACCGGUACAUUUAGUUUUUGGCUUGGCCAGAACCACGUUAUCGGCUUGUCUGGCGAAGCAGCGCGAAAGAUGUAUCUCGAAGACCGACGGCUCCAUCUCAUCAAAGGAAUCACCCUUAUUGGCCACGGGCCAGACUUGAUCAACGGACGCUCAACAGUGAUCCACGACAUUUGGAAGGGUACCGGCCCUAGUGGACGAACAUAUGCGCAACGACGGCUUCUUGAGCUGCAGAGGUCGGACCUGCUUGCCAAGCGGCUGCCUAAAGUUACAAGAGACGCCCGCACAGCAUUUGAGGCUAUGAGGAUGAAUGAAUCCUCCGUCAUCAAUCCAUCAAAGACUUGCUUUCGUAUCGUAAUCACCCAAGGAAGCCGUAUCGUGGCCACUGACGAGAUUGCCGACAACCCUGAACUGCUUCAUUCUCUUUUCUUGUAUACUCAGAUUCUCCAGUUCACCAAUACUUUACAUCUUCUUGCAUUUCCUGGUAUAUCUUAUCUUAGCCCUGGUUACUGGAAACGUCGUUAUGGCCGUCGAGGGCUACAGAAGACUGUGGAAUCUAUCGUAAAUAGACGCAUGGCUAGGGGCGCUGCCGGUGGCGAUGAUACGUUGCAUAUGCUUUUUAUUGCUGGUGCCAACACCGGGGUAGUUUCUGGCUCCAUGUUGAACAUUGUUGCCCACCACCAGGACUGGCAGGGUAAAAUCUACAAUGAGAUCAAGAGCUCGGCAGCCAUUUAUGCGACUGAUAAGACCAGGAAGCUGCCCCUUGUCGAUCAGCUUGAUCAACUUCCGAUUGAAGCCUGGGAAAAAAUGUCUGAAUCGCUUGAACUUUGCUACAAAGAGGCUAUUCGCAUGUGGGUUGCUUUUCCCAUGGGUCGCUUCAACGACACACCCGAUGCUAUUUCCAUUCCUGGAAGCAAUCAAGUCAUUCCCCCGAGUAGCUUCGCCUUCUAUAAUACUAUAGACGCGCAUUACAAUGAGAAGCUAUACCCCAAUGCUAUUAAAUGGGACCCCGAGCGUUGGAGCGAGGGCCGGAUGGAAUCACCUACCCAGGGGGUGAAGGGAUGUUUUGGUACAUAUCAACUAUCACCAAUUUAUUAG